AUGCUGCAGUCGCUGAGGCACUCGAUCGGGGCGUCGCGCGCGGCGCUGGCGGCCGGUGCGGUCGGCCUCGCGGCAGUUGGGGCCACAGUGUGGGAGACCCCGUUCAGCACCGCGGCGGCGAAGUCACCCGAGGCCGCUCUGAGCCCGAAGGAAUGGAGGGUAUUCAAGCUCGCGUCGCGCAAGCAGCUGACGCACAACACCCACUUCUACCGGUUCGAGCUGCCGGAGGGGACGACAGCGGGCCUGACAACAGCCUCCUGCCUGGUGACCAAGGGCACGACGCCCGCCGGCGAGACCGUCAUCCGGCCGUACACGCCCACCUCGCUCAACGACGCCGUCGGCCACCUCGACUUCGUGGUCAAGGUGUAUGAGAAGGGCAACAUGUCGAAGAUCUUUGGAGACCUCAAGGUCGGGGAGUCGAUCGAGAUGAAGGGGCCGAUCCCGAAGCUGCCGUACGAGGCGAACAAGUACAAGGAGGUCGGGAUGAUCGCGGGCGGGUCGGGCAUUACGCCGAUGCUGCAGAUCAUCCAGGAGUCGCUGCGCGACCCGCGCGACAAGACCAGGCUCUCGCUGAUCUUCGCCAACGUCGAGGAGAAGGACAUCAUCAUGAAGGACCGCCUCGACGAGCUCGCCGCCAAGCACAGCGACCGGUUCUCGGUGUACUACGUGCUGAACAAGCCGCCCAAGGGUAUUUUCGGGAUCGGCGGGUGGAAGGGCGGCGAGGGGCACGUGAGCAAGGAGCACAUCAGGGCGCACAUGCCCGCGCCCAAGGACGGGUCGAUCGUGUGCGUGUGCGGCCCGCCGCCGAUGAUGAACGCCAUCUCCGGGGACAAGAACCCCGACAAGAGCCAGGGCGAGGUCCAGGGCAUGCUCAAGGACCUGGGCUACACCAGCGACACUGUGUACAAGUUCUGA
Pedinophyceae sp. YPF-701 is the source of this 915-nucleotide messenger RNA. The record is from the annotation of a GenBank genome assembly. Lineage: Eukaryota; Viridiplantae; Chlorophyta; Pedinophyceae.